Messenger RNA from Leptidea sinapis, 2033 nucleotides. RefSeq names its product kanadaptin. Gene Ontology annotation, molecular function: protein binding; mRNA binding. NCBI's taxonomy places the organism in Eukaryota, Metazoa, Arthropoda, Insecta, Lepidoptera, Pieridae. The record is from RefSeq and is a predicted model, not a curated record. Bases 104 to 2017 code for a protein of 637 amino acids. The transcript has 11 exons.
ACUUAAUUUAAUAUGAUUUGUUGAAUAGUUUGACCUACUAUUUAAUAAUUUUAAACUUUAACUUAGCACUAAGCAAAAGUAACAGAAGUUUUUACGAAUAAAAAUGGAUUCUAAAAUUGAAAACAAAGAACAGAGCGUUCAGAUGGAAUUUAAGAAACCUGUCUUAGUUGGUCGCAUUGGUAAAUUACCAAAAAAAGCCAAGCAAGAAAAUGAAAACACACGAGCUGUAAAUGAAGUUAAGGUGAUAACAAAAAAUGAAGCACCUGCGCCGCAAUCCUCAAAAAGUUCAUUGCCGCCAGAAGUGUUAUUGAAGGAAUUGUCUACUCCUAUACCUUACAAGGAACCUAAAUGGUCAGGCCUGUGUCCGGACGGAACAGAAUAUGCAUUGGAAGUAAUUAAAUCUGGAAUGAUUUUGGAUAAAGUCGAAUUAACACAAAAACCCUAUUAUGUGUUUGGAAGACUUGCAAACUGUGAUGUAGUUAUGGCACACCCCACCAUAUCAAGGCAUCAUGCAGUGCUGCAGUAUAAGGCAUUUGCUGAAGAAAAUGAACCAUCAUCCGGAUGGUACAUCUAUGACCUUGGAAGUACACAUGGCACAUUUCUCAACCGAGAAAAGCUGAGGGAGAAUCACUACACACGCCUGAAAGUUGGUCAUCAAAUCAAGUUUGGUACCAGUUCGAGAACUUAUAUUGUUUUGGGCCCAGACUACGAUUGCGAAGGUGAAUCAGAGCUCACUGUGACAGAAAUUAAACGCAGAGCUCAACAGAUGAAAAUGGAGAGAGAGAGAAUGAUUCAGGAGGCCAAAGAGCAGAGGGAGAAGGAAAGACUUGAAGAGGAGAAAAGGAGAGAGGAGCAAGGAAUUGAUUGGGGAAUGGGGGAUGAUGCGGAGGAAGAAACAGAUAUGGCUGAAAAUCCAUACGCAGUAACCACUAAUGAGGAAUUGUAUUUGGAUGAUCCGAAGAAAACACUCCGGGGAUAUUUUGAACGGGAAGGCCAUGAGCUUAACUAUGAUUGUGAAGAAAGAGGCGUUGGACAAUUUAUUUGUAGGGUAGAACUUCCAAUUGAUGAUCCACACGGCAGGCCGGUGCAAGCGGAAGUCGUCCAUCGUGGUAAGAAGAAAGAGGCGGUUAUUGCGUGCGCGCUCGAGGCCUGCAGGAUACUGGAUAGAGCUGGACUACUGAGACAAGCUAAACAUGAAUCAAGACGCAGAAAACAACGCGACUGGAGCGCCGACGACUACUACGACUCUGACGAGGACACGUUUCUGGACCGGACCGGCAGCGUGGAGAAGAAACGGAGGCAGAGGAUGCAGAAACACGGAGUGGUGCAGCGAGAAGACAGCACACCCGCCACCUAUGACGAUUUGCUCAAGCGCAUAACGGAGAUAGAAGAGAAGAUAGAAGCAGAAGAGAAGAACUUAGAACGACUGCGGGCGUCGAGCAAGCAGGCUCAUAGUGAUGUGGAGUCGGACGCGCUCGACGCGUUCAUGAGCAGCCUGGGCAAGCAGAGCAUGGCACAGAAGGCUGACAUAUCCAGGAGUAAGAUGAGCAUUCACAAAAUGAAGGCCGAGCUAACGAAGACCCAACGUUUGGCGGAGCUUGCCCGCCCGGCGCAUGCGCCGCCCAUCAUCAAAGCCAGCAGCAAGGCGCACGUCAAGCAAAACAACUCAGUUGUCUAUGGGAAGAGAUUGAAACUUAAAGAGGACUUGGAGAAGAGGACCAAAGUAAGAGAAGUAAAGAAACAGGAAGAAAGUGAGUUUGUUGAAGAGGUUGACUCUGAUGAAGAGGAAAAACUUGCGGUCAGAGUAGAUGGUGCAGAAGAAAAGACAGAGGAUGACAAUAAGAAGAAAUCACGACCAGAAAUGGAUCACAAGACCACAAAUAAUGAUGUGGCAGAAGAAACAAAAAAGGAGAGAGUAUUUGGACCUAUGAGGCCGCCAGAAGACUAUGUUAUACCGGAGAGCUACUUUGAUCAAGAAACAGACCGAGAUCUGCCAGAGAUAGUUGAUGAGACAUAAUAUAAUGUUAUAAAUA